Messenger RNA from Anoplopoma fimbria (sablefish), 5356 nucleotides. It is a transcript of the gene vax2, whose product is annotated as ventral anterior homeobox 2. Gene Ontology annotation, molecular function: DNA binding; DNA-binding transcription factor activity, RNA polymerase II-specific. Gene Ontology annotation, biological process: neuron differentiation; brain development; regulation of DNA-templated transcription. Lineage: Eukaryota; Metazoa; Chordata; Actinopteri; Perciformes; Anoplopomatidae. The record is from RefSeq and is a predicted model, not a curated record. The transcript has 3 exons. Bases 708 to 1625 code for a protein of 305 amino acids.
GCUGCUCUGGACAGACCGGGAGAAACUUUUCUUCCCUGGCUUUGAGCCCGCUGAACUGUGACCGCUGCUGUGUUGGGUUUUAUUUCUUUUUCUUCUUCUUCUUCUUCUUUUUCUUCUUCUUCUUCUUCUUGCGUGCCGCCUCUCACUUUAUUUCUACGUGGGUGAGCAGUGUGUGCGUGUAUUUGUAGCACCUCCCCGCUCCUCCACAGAUCUGGUUGCCCCCUUGUACCUUUACAAGCUGCACCAUGCAUUUCUCCUGCGCCUCCUGGCUACUAUAGUUAGAGCAGGAUCUACACACACACACACACACACACACACACACACACACACACACACACACACACACACACACACACACACACACACACAGCUGACUCUCCUUCCCUCAUAACUUGGUUUGGACUCCGGGCCGUGCGUCAUGCCGGUGCACCUGAAGCGCACCUCGGCUCCGUUGCAGAACCGCAUGGUUCCCUUGUAACUGGAUCUAUUUUUUUUUUGAAUUAUUUUUUUCUGGGAGGGAGUGAGGGGGGGGGGCAUGCUCUCCUCGUCUCUGGAGAACACUUGCAAAAAAGAGGAGAAGAAAGUAGAAAGGCGAGGGUGAGCUGCAGAAGGAGGGAGAGAUCAUCUUAGAGAGAGAGAGAGAGAGAGAGAGAGAGAGAGAGAGAGAGAGAGAGAGAGAGAGAGAGAGCUACUCGGGCUACUUGUAGAUGUUUGAUCAGGCCACGACUAUGGGCGAUGGGAACCACCGCUGUGGACCCAACCCGCUGUGUCCGGACCGGAUGGAGGCAAAGUGCCGCGCCGAGAUAGGGAGCCGGUCCCCGGUGCAGAGCAGCACCGACACCCCGGGGACAUCGGCGUCCACCCCGACGUCCUCCAGCGAAGACGGACACGACAAACUUUUGGGAGUGGACCCUGACUACUGUCGGAGGAUAUUAGUGAGAGACGCCAAAGGCACCAUCCGGGAGAUCGUCCUGCCGAAGGGCCUCGACCUGGACCGGCCCAAGCGCACGCGGACCUCCUUCACGGCCGAGCAGCUGUACCGGCUCGAGCUCGAGUUCCAGCGGUGCCAGUACGUCGUGGGUCGCGAGCGCACCGACCUCGCGAGGCAGCUCAAUCUUUCCGAAACGCAGGUCAAGGUUUGGUUCCAGAACCGCCGGACCAAACAGAAGAAGGACACCACCAAGGAUUCGGACAAACGCUCCUCCUCCUCCAACGAGUCACUGGCCACCUGCAACAUCCUGCGCCUCCUGGAGCAGGGCCGCCUCCUGUCGGGCCCCAUCCCGCCGCCGAACUCCCUCCUGGGGCCUCCGCAUCCGUCAAACGGCUCCUUGCUGAGCAGCCCAGGUGGAGGCUCCUCCAACUCUCCGGGCAUCAGCAGCAGCACUCCUCCCAACUCCCUAGCAGGGGGGACUUUCGGGCUGUCGCUGCCCUCGCUGGGUGGCACCCCGCCCUCACCACGGCUGGGCAUCCCGCCGCCACACUCCCUCUGCUUCUCCAUGCCGCUGCUGGGGGGCGCUCACCAUGAACUGACAUCCACCUACGGCUGCGGUUCUUCAGCUUUUGAGCCGUACAUGCGGCUGGACAGGAAGGAGGCAGAUCUUGGAGGGAAGAAGACGGUUUCUUAAGUAACAGAACUUGUCUCUGAUGGAUUGGUUUCUCCUCAGAUGUUCACUCUGCAGCCUGUUGGACAUUUGAGCAGACUGGGGACAGAAAGAAACCUGGAUCACGAGAAAUGUGAAAAAGAAAGAGACCAGGUUCCUUGUGGCACCAUUUUGUGAUUCACAGAUCUGUGGGCACAUAAAAUGGUGAAAAAGAGACUCUCCCACUUUAAAAAAAAAGAAAGAAACUUGUGAAUUUUUGCAAAAAUGCCGUGUGUGUAUGUUUCGCGUGAAACCUUGACAAAAAGAUGUUUUUAUCACCACUCUCUUCGCAGUGGUUUCAAGUGACUCUUCACUUUUUUGUCCAGUGAGUUUGUGUGUGUGAUUUUUCUCUCUAUACAGGCCUUCAUUUACUGUUCAGGAAAAAAAAAAAAUACUUGACAUAGAUAGUUCAGAUUGAAUCAGACUCUGAAUGAGAAGAGAGGUAUUUCAAAGACAGCAGUUUGUACACAUUUCAGUACAAGUGGCCAUGUUUGAUUUUAGUUAAUGUGCUAUCACGAUAUGGAAGAAACACUGAAAAAAAAAAAGAAUCGUAGCAUUUAAUAUCAGUCUGUUUGGUGUCCAGCAGUAGUUAAUGUAAAUUCUUUAUUUGGUUGUGUUUGUGUAUGAAAUAAUCUGUGGUAGAAUCUGGACAAAUGGUGCAAAAAUCACAUAUCUAGAGCCGAUAGUUUAAUAUAAAAGAACUUGAGAAGAAUAGUUGCUCGAGAAAGCUGGUUAGACUCUGCCAAAGCAUUUAUGGAUGAAGCUUUGGAGGUGCCACAUGUGUGUCCUCCAAACAGAGACAUGACCUUCGAACUCAGAUUAACUUUUCAAUCUUUGAUUCACUUAAAUGUCUUAAGAGACACUCUUGUUGAAUAAGACUCGACGGAAGAGUUUUGAAACAUCAGUUUUUGGAGAUUUCUUUUAUUCACAGAACCAAACUUGUGUAGGCCAGAAAUGAAAGGAGCCCAUUAGUCGAUCCAGAGGUUUCUGUUUUCCAUUGGUUGAGUCUAGAGCUGCAACAAUUAGUUGAUUAAUCGAUUAGUCCAUCGACUGAAAAUUUGACUAUUUUGUUAAACUUUUUUUUUGUUGUCAUUUUUCAAGCAAAAGUACCAAACAUUCUCUUCAUUCCACUUCCAGCUUUAAAAAAACUGACAAUUUUGCAGUUCGUUUUUGUCAUAUAUGACAGUAACUCACCACAGCCUCAGACAAACUGUGAUUUGAACCUUUUUUUUUUACAUUUCACAGACUAAACGAUUAAUCGAUGAUGAAAAUAUUCGUUGGUUGUAGCCCUAGUUGGUAAUGAGCCGUGAGAUUUGCUGCUGUUUUAUCACAACACUCAUUUCUCUUAUUCAUAAGUUGCCCAAUUUAUGGUUUGCAACAACAUCUUACGUAUCCGUAAUCACAAGAAAUGUAUUUUUACAAGAAACUUUAACCUGUGUGCACAUGCUUAGGGUGCAGCAUCACAUGUGAAAGGUUGUAUUUGUGAUCAUUAUUUAUUUUUCUUCAAGUUGGUAUUUGUGUUUGCACCAUUUUUCUGCUUUUUUGAUGAUUUUAAUGACUUUUGGCUCGGCCUCCUCUAAAACUUCAGCUCUUCUUAAUCGAAAAGAUUUCUUCUGCUUGCCCCUCAUUCAAAGCACUUUAUGUUUGUAGGUUUUUAUUCAUCAUCCAGUUUUCCUCCCCCCGAUAACUCCCUUUUGUGAACAGACUGAAAAACCUCCCAGCUUUGCUAACACUGUUUGGAGUCAGUUUAUUCUUAGAAUGGUAUUUUUUCACAAUUUCAGCUUGAAAUAAAAGCCACUUUAUUUACAUAAAUUGAUUCUUUUCAACCUAAAACUGGCUUCAGGAUCCGAAAAACAGCCCACUUUGAUACACACAUUUCUCUGUGGUUUAGAAAAUAUACAUUAAAUUCAUGCACGACAGGCAGAAGGAGGAAAAAAACAGCUGUAAUAUUUCCCCCCAAUAUGAUUCCAUUUUUCCAAUGUCUCCUUGUUGUCCAAAGAAAAUCCAAACUCACCUGCGAGAACCUACGAUUCCCAACAGUUUGCCCUCAAUCUGUGUGUGUCAGAUGAGCCUUCGUCCCUUUUCAUAACUUCUGUCUCGUCUGUUUGCUGCCCUUCACUUUCACCUCUUAUUUCCCCACGUGUCUAUUCAUUUCUAGGUGUCCUCUCAUUGUGAGGUUUAAUACGUUUUCCCUUUAACUUUUCUCCCACGCUCGCUGAAGGUGACUCCACACCUAUUAAUUUUCUUAUUCAAACGGACACUCUCGUGACAUCAAUUUAAAAAGUAAUGGCCAGGCUUCGGCUAAAGCAGCCGAGCAUGUUUCCAGCUGCAGGUGAACGCAUGUAAAGGUUCUGACCUCAGCCUCUGAAAACAACCCCCGUCUGGCGGCUCACCGGGCCUUUUUGCACCCGUGUAGCGCCGGCUGGUAGCAGGUGAUUUGUUGUUGUUGUGUUCAGGGCCCCGCCAGCGCUACGAACAAGCCUGUUAUCCACUCACGGCUCUUUGCAACGGUGCACCUAUGCUGUUGUUGAACACUGUAUUAUUUUCUAUAAGCACCAUCCAUAAUUCACACGCUGUGGCAUCAAAUAUUAAGCAGAGAGAUGGAGCUGAGAGGUCAGGAGUCUUGCUUCUCAUGUCAGGCCACUGUACCCUUUCACAAACCCUCCUUUUUUUCCUCUACUCACACUGGGGUCGUUUUGCUGCAUUGCUGCAUUGAUAAGUUGCGUUCCUGCUGUGUGGCAAGCAAAACACAUCUAUUUUCUUUUUUUCUGGAAUAUUAAACAAUUAUGUUGCAUGAUUUAGAGCUGCAAGAAAUGGUAGAUAAAAGAGCUCUAAAACUGCUGUAAAAAAACUUUCUCCAUUGAUUCAAUUUUCCGUCAUUUGCCAGUCAAUGUGACAGGAGAGGUAUGUACUUGAAAAACAGCAUUUCCCUCGACAUUCAUAAUCAGCACUGACUCCAUAUUCUGUCACUGUACGGUGGUGUUUUGUAAUGUAAAUCUGCAGUUACUGUGUUGUGUGCUCAGUCAUGAGGAGGCUACUUGAGAGCAGCUAGGUGGAGCUUGAGGGAGACGGAGGAGAAAAAGAAGUGAGACGCCACUCGUCUUCAGCAGAAAUAAGCUUUUUAAAGCCUUGCAUCUGUUAAACAAAGCGUUUUGUUUUUAGUUUCCUUCGGUUCUUCUUCAGCUUCUUUUUCUUUUUCUUUUCAGUCCAGCUGAGUGGAAAUGUUGCUUUUGUUGUGUGCAAUCUGUGACAUCUUGCAUUUAGGUCUCCACCAUUUCAGAAGCAUAAAGGGCCUUAUUGUGGCUCUCACUAUUCUGCAUCAUGAGUUUUUUUCUGAUGGGCAAAGUCCUUUGAGAUUGUGUGGAAAUGUUCCUUUAUUUUAAAAAUGAACUUGUUCUUUUUUCUUUUCUUUAUGCACAGCCAAGGUCCUGCAUAGGCCAUAACUUCUUUUCUUUAAGCAGUAAAAGUUACUUAAUGUCAAGCUAAUGGCACCAGCUACUACUUAUGAUGAACAAACGCUAUGUACAUAGAUAUAAAUUUAUAUAUGAAUAUAUAUAAAUGGGUCUUUGCACAAGUUAUCUCCAUGUCCGCUCCAUGUGAUUUUAACAGGAAAAACAAAAACGCGACUGAAGAUUCCGAAAAAAAGACUUUAUAUUAUGCUUUACAAUUCUUUGUCUCAUUAACAUUUUGCACUUAUUUAAAGAGGCUUACUUCUG